Molecule: messenger RNA, 573 nt
Organism: Zymoseptoria tritici IPO323
Lineage: Eukaryota; Fungi; Ascomycota; Dothideomycetes; Mycosphaerellales; Mycosphaerellaceae
Exons: 1
Coding region: 1-573 (190 amino acids)
Cellular component (GO): mitochondrion
Molecular function (GO): carbon-nitrogen ligase activity, with glutamine as amido-N-donor
Source: RefSeq, a predicted model, not a curated record
AUGUCUCUCAACGCAACACGGUCACUGCUACGCUCGCGACUGGCGGUCCGUACAAGCUAUGUCUGCCCACGAUGUCGAACAUACGCAACUCCAAUACCGCCCGCUCCACCUCUCCUCCUCAAGCUCAAGGGAGACCUCAAGACCGCAAUGAAAGCAAAGGACACGAACCGUCUCAAUGUCCUAAGAACCAUUCUCGCUGAAGUGACAAACUCAGCAAAGAGUCCCAACCCCAUCAAGUCAGACAUGCAACUGCUGUCAUUACUACGGAAGCGUGCCGCGGCGGCGAAGAAUGCUGGGGAUGAGUUCAAGGCUGCAGGGCGGGAAGAUCUGGUAGAAAAGGAGGAGCAACAGGCGGCUGUGAUGGAAGAGUACGCAGGCAGCGUGGAAACCUUGUCUGAAGACGAUACCAAAGCAGCGAUUCGCGGCGUUGUCGACGGUGCCGAAGGGGAUAAGCCGAACAUGGGAGUGGUUCUGAAGACGUUGCUGGGACCGGGAGGAAGCUUAGAAGGCAAGCCAGUGGAUCGUGCGGUGGUCGCCAGACUCGUGAAGCAGGUGAUCAAUGGAGAGUCAUGA